This is a messenger RNA of Neltuma alba, 1599 nucleotides long. Its product is annotated as uridine kinase-like protein 2, chloroplastic. Bases 31 to 1407 code for a protein of 458 amino acids. The transcript is spliced from 14 exons. The record is from RefSeq and is a predicted model, not a curated record. Gene Ontology annotation, molecular function: ATP binding; kinase activity. Lineage: Eukaryota; Viridiplantae; Streptophyta; Magnoliopsida; Fabales; Fabaceae.
GAAGAAACUGGGACGCUGCCGUCGACGACAAUGGACAUCCUGAUAGAGUCUACCUCCGCCGCUCAUUUCUCUGGUCGGCGUCCUUCCAUGACGACGUCGUCUUCUUCAUUUUUAUCUCCGACUGAUGACGGUCUCGUUGGCCUUACGCAGCCAUUUGUGAUCGGGGUCUCUGGAGGUACGGCAUCAGGCAAGACCUCUGUGUGUGACAUGAUCAUUCAACAACUGCAAGAUCAUAGAGUGGUGGUAGUCUGUCAGGACUCAUUCUACCGUGGUUUGACAGAGAGAGAGUUGAAACGCGUCCAUGAAUAUAAUUUUGAUCAUCCUGACGCCUUUGAUACUGAGGAACUUGUGAAGUGUAUCAGCAAGCUCAAAUCUGGACAGUCUGUUCAUGUGCCAGUAUAUGAUUUUAAGACACAUCAGCGGUCGUCUGAAAAAUAUACGCAGGUCAAUGCAUCUGAAGUAAUCAUUUUGGAGGGCAUAUUGGUUUUUCAUGAGCAACGUGUGCGCGACAUGAUGAAUAUGAAAAUCUUUGUCGAUACAGAUGCUGAUGUAAGGCUUGCCCGCAGAAUAAGACGGGAUACCGUCGACAGGGGCAGAGAUAUGCAGUCGUAUUCAAAAUUUGUCAAGCCCGCCUUUGAUGAUUUCAUUCUUCCAACCAAAAAAUAUGCCGAUAUCAUAAUACCUCGUGGGAAAGAGAAUGUGGUAGCAGUUGACUUGAUCGUUCAACAUAUCCGCACUAAGCUUGGCCAACAUAACCUCUGCAAAAUAUAUCCGAAUUUGAAUGUUAUCCAUUCUACGUACCAGAUCAGAGGCAUGCACACUCUAAUUCGUGACAAGAAUAUAUCAAAGCACGACUUUGUUUUUUAUUCAGAUCGGCUUAUUCGUUUGGUACUGGAACACGGUCUCGGCCAUUUGCCAUUUACAGAGAAGCAGGUUAUCACACCCACAGGAUCAAUUUACACUGGCGUCGAUUUCUGUAAGAGAUUGUGCGGUGUAUCCGUCAUUCGUAGUGGUGAAAGCAUGGAGAAUGCUUUGCGCGCAUGUUGUAAAGGAAUCAAAAUAGGAAAAAUUCUCAUCCACCACGAAGGAGGUGAUGAGACCCAGCUCAUUUAUGAGAAGCUUCCGAAAGAUAUUUCAGAGAGACAUGUUCUCCUUUUGGACCCAGUACUUGGUACAGGUAACUCUGCCAGCCAAGCCAUUGAGCUUCUUAUACGAAAUGGAGUUCCGGAGUCCCGCAUAAUAUUCCUCAACCUCAUCUCCGCUCCUGAGGGAAUACACCGUGUAUGCAAACGUUUUCCAUACCUGAAAAUAGUCACUUCGGAGAUUGAAGUUGGACUAAAUGAAGAGUUUCGAGUUAUACCAGGGUUGGGAGAAUUUGGAGACCGCUAUUUCGGUACUGAAGAGUAAAAGAGAGAGAGAAAAAGACUGAGGGGGAAAGAAGACGAUUCCCAAUGACUGAGAAGGUACGGUCUGAACUUGUGGGAUGCCUAUAUUACUCCUCCGUUCCUAAAUAUAAAACCCUUAUACACACUUGUAUAAGGGUUUUAUAUUUAAGAUUAGAGGAGUAUUCUUUAAAGGCAACUCUUAACUCCUCAAUUG